Messenger RNA from Fusarium tjaetaba, 987 nucleotides. RefSeq names its product serine threonine kinase. The coding region runs from base 1 to 987 and encodes 328 amino acids. Gene Ontology annotation, biological process: peptidyl-serine phosphorylation; autophagy. Gene Ontology annotation, molecular function: ATP binding; protein serine/threonine kinase activity. The record is from RefSeq and is a predicted model, not a curated record. The transcript has a single exon. Gene Ontology annotation, cellular component: cytoplasm. NCBI's taxonomy places the organism in Eukaryota, Fungi, Ascomycota, Sordariomycetes, Hypocreales, Nectriaceae.
AUGCUCGAGCCGCGAUACGUACAUACCUACAACAAGAUCGAGGACGUACCUUAUGCCCAAAAGCCGUUUGAACGUAAAGCCAAGGGCAGUUUCGGGACGGUCGAAAAGGUAGAACACAAGAAAACCUCGGAGGAACUUGCGAUGAAGAACUUGUUCUGUAAUGAUCGGAGCAAGANNGAAGUUUGCAACCACCCCAACAUCGUCAAACUGGUCGAAGCAUUCACUGUCGCCAACGACGACGGAAUGGAAGAGGACGACGGUGCCGUUUGUCUCAUAUUGAGACCCUGGGCUCCCUACACCCUUGAAGCCUUUUUGAAUUCAACCGACGACAAACGCAAAGAUCGGUGCACUUGGUUCAACCCAGGCUCCCCGCAGUCUGACCUCUGCAUCUAUCGUAUUAUGAAGAAGCUGGCACGAGCUGUGGCUUAUAUGCAUGGACGGUCAAUUAAGCACAAGGACAUCAAGCCCGACAACAUAUUGCUGCACGAACCCAAUUCACCAGAUAUCCGGCCUCUUUUGACCGAUGUUGGGGUUAGCAAAGUAUUCAUCCGUGGGGGAUCAACCAAUUUCGACGACUGCUCGUAUAUCUUCCUCGCCCCAGAGCAAGUCGCACACCUGGAGAGCAACCUCCGUGCCGAUGUAUGGCAACUCGGAUGCUGCUUUGCACUAAUGCUAGGUGUGGCAAAGAGAGGCAGAGCUGGGCGAAAUGAAUUGUGGGACAGCUUUUGCAGGACAAAGGAUGGACGUUCGUGCCAGAUUGCUUCAGAACACGAGCACUUCAUGAAGAGUCUCAAGGCCUUGUGUGAUAAGAGCCAAUCUGUAGGCGAGGAUUUGAGCAACCAGCUGGCAUAUGACCUUGUAUCAGGCAUGUUGGACAAGAACCAUGAAACAAGGCUGGAGAUUAAUCAAGUCCUGUCACGCCUUGACCAACUUGUUUCUCAGUUGAGCACAGUCGCAGUGGAAGAUGUUGAUAUGAGCUAUGUGUGA